Molecule: messenger RNA, 1650 nt
Organism: Dentiscutata erythropus
Lineage: Eukaryota; Fungi; Glomeromycota; Glomeromycetes; Diversisporales; Gigasporaceae
Source: the annotation of a GenBank genome assembly
AUGAAUAAAUGGUAUUAUCAACUUGUUUCGGAAGAAUAUAAAACAUAUAUUCAACGAACAAUUAUUCAAAGAGAUAAUAAAAGUAUAAUUGUUCGUGAAAUUUCACAUGAACUAGAAGUUUUAAAUAUUCAUAAAGUCCUUAUACCAGUUAUAACACGAGUUAAUAAAAAUAAUCCCAAUGCAAAUAAACUUGCAGGAUAUUACGCAUAUCAGCCUUCAAAAAAAGAUGAAACAAUAUGGAUACCUUUAUUGCCCAGAUAUACCAUAUAUACAAUAAUUAGUGAUAAUUUUUUUAAAUUUUCCAUUAUGAAAGAUACAAACGAUCAACUAAUUUACCAAUGGUAUUUUUAUGCGAAAGAUGAAACCUUUAAAUCAUUAAAGGAUAGUGGACAAGAUUAUAUUUGUUUUAAAACAUGCUUCAGUAAAUAUAAUUUGUCAGGCAAUCAUUCUCCACUGUGGUAUUUAUGGCUUUCAGAUCGAGAUAAUAUUCGGUUUUUACAAGAAACAAUAACACGAAAAUAUCCAAAUCUUUUUAAUCAAUAUUCACAAACUGUAAAGGCAUUUAAUACUGAAAAAACAUUAAAAAAUUCUCUUACCCGAAUGAAAUAUCAAUUACAAGUAGCUAUGGAAACAGAGGAAACCUCUAUAAGGAAAGGAAUAGUUCUUAAUAAGUUUGGAAAAUACCUAUCACCUCAGGAAACUCAAGCCUUAUUAGUCGAAUACAACACAGAUAUAGAUUCAUCCUAUGAUGAAAUAUUACACAUGACUAUCGAUAAUUUAAUUGAGAAAUGGAAGCUCGGUUCGACAUUACUUGUAGAUACAAAAACAUACUUAUCAUUGCAUCAAUUAUUUUUAAAAAUUAUCGAAUUAGCAAAAUUGUCAACGAAUAAUGCAAUUACAAAAUGUAUAGAACACGUUGAACAAGUACUUAACAAACAAAUUAAUCCAACUAAAACGGAGUUAAACGAGCAUAAAAAAAUUCUUCCAAUUAGUUUUGAUAUAUUAUGGUCACAUGGAAGAAAUGCCAAACAGGCAAGCAGUGAAUUCAUAUGCCAUCUAGAAUUUGAAGCUGUUAUCAGAAGCAAUAAUCACAAAAGAAAAGAGAUUCAGUAUGAGGUUCGACAGAGACAUAAUACAAAUGGCGUUAUUUUUGAUGAUAUGGCAAAUCUAAUUUGCGAAGUAGCUGAGGACCAAGAAACUGGUGAAUGUACUAAAUGUGAUAAUUGUCGUUGUCGCAUCAAAGAUAACCCAACUAUUAGAGAUGUAACACCCGAUAUUAAAGAGCUAUUACGUGUCGUAGAGGUCUUAACCACAAAUUACAAUCAUCAAAUCAUACCUGCUAAUGUUGUAGGUGUAUUUAGGAGAUCAAAUGCAGCUCGAAUAAAAAAAUUUGGAUAUCAACAGCUUGAAAAAUUUUAUGAUCAACAAGAUUUUAAAAAAUCAAGAAAACCGAAGCUACUAAGUACCGUUGAAUUUGCAGAAUUCGCGCUUCAAGACUUGAUCAGGAGAGGCUUAGUUUUGCAAGAUAUUAUUUUAUCAAGGCCACAUGAAACAGGGUAUAUUUCAUGCACUUUAGUUAUCGAGGGGCUUGCAGACGGUGCCAAGGAAAUAAUGAAAGAACAAGAAUGGAAGUAUUUGAUAAAGAACUAA